GCGACGCUCGCUACGAACGUCACUCGCUAGCUGAGCAUUAAAACAACAAGAAAGAAAAAUAAAAACACGCUCCAAUUCACAAAAUAUUCAUUAAAAACGAAACAUUCACGGUUCCGGUAUGAUACGCUGCGAAAUUACGGAGCAUUAACGGAAGCAAUGAUGGUUCGGUGGACGUUUCCGGUCGUCCUACUGCUGAUCAUCAAUCUAGUGGUCAUCACAUCGUUUCCUCAUGCAGAUAACGAAGGACCCGGAGGCGGCAGGGUGGAAAGGAGCUACAAGCAACACUCGACCGGCCACCAACAGACUUUGGGUCGCUCCGGCUUCUUCGCUACGGAGAACUCAACAGUUGUCGUGGCCCAAAUUGGUGGCACUGCGGCCCUACCCUGCGUCGUUAGGAAAUUCAACAACGGCGUCGUAUCUUGGAUUCGGAGGGAAGAACAGCCCAAACUAUUGACCGUUGGUCUUAUCACAUACAGCGCCGAUGGAAGAAUUUUCGUGGAACAUGUGAGGCAUUUACAGAAUUGGGGUUUGAUCAUAAAACCGGUCCAAUUGGCGGAUUCGGGUCUCUACGAAUGCCAGAUAUCGACGCAUCCUGUUACGAGCAUCUUCAUGGAGUUGAAAGUCAUAGAGGCUUCUGCUGCAAUUUUGGGCGGGCCCGACGUGCAUCUUCGAGCCGGGUCACUUCUGCGUCUCGUCUGCAGAUUGCACCAAUCAACGGAACAGCCCUCUUAUGUAUUUUGGUAUCACGAGGACAGAAUGAUAAAUUACGACCUCGGGGUUGAAGUCAUCCCCAAUCGAGAUUCGAGUAUUCUUCUUCUCCAAGACGCGGACAAGUCCCAUGCCGGCAAUUACACCUGCCACCCGUCGAACGCCAUUCCGGCCUCGAUUAACGUCCACGUCUUAAACGCGACCGAAGAGGAAAACCCUGCAGCCAUGCUUCAUGCAAAUUGCUGCUGCCCUUCGACUUCGGUCUACGUAACUACCUUAAUUGGACUGCUCGUGAACUUCCUUUUGCAAACAAGGAGAAUAUAAAGGGAUACAGUUAAUUGCAAAUUAUUCUUAAAGGAUAUUAGAUUGUAAUUCCAUUAAGCUGCGAGUCUUUUAAUUGGAAAUCUUUACCUUCGCCAAACUGUG
Nicrophorus vespilloides is the source of this 1134-nucleotide messenger RNA. Its product is annotated as titin-like. Gene Ontology annotation, biological process: synapse organization. The record is from RefSeq and is a predicted model, not a curated record. Bases 157 to 1032 code for a protein of 291 amino acids. The transcript has 7 exons. Lineage: Eukaryota; Metazoa; Arthropoda; Insecta; Coleoptera; Silphidae. Gene Ontology annotation, cellular component: neuron projection membrane.